Molecule: messenger RNA, 372 nt
Organism: Fraxinus pennsylvanica
Lineage: Eukaryota; Viridiplantae; Streptophyta; Magnoliopsida; Lamiales; Oleaceae
Source: the annotation of a GenBank genome assembly
AUGAGGGAGGAGAUGAGACGGCGUCUCAAUGUCGAUUCAAGCCCAUUUCGGUGGGACAGGGGAUGGGACGUGGGCCCAUCCUCGUGGUCUACUGGGCUAACAAAUGAGCACUUUGAUGGUGAAGUCGUUGGGCAGCAGGUGGAACCUGGUUCUGAUCGAGGUCAGACUAGUGGAGGUGGCUUGGGUCAGAAUCAGGGCGGGGUCUCGAUUAAGAAUUGGACUGGGAACUGGCAUUCCGAAGCUUGGUGGACGGACAUGGAAUUGGCGAAGGUUAAGGAGUUGGAGUCAGAGAACCACAGGGGAAAAGCUUUUGUGGAUGGUUGGGAUGAUAGAAUGAAAGAAAUGACUGAACUCAUGAAACAGGUAAAAUAA